This is a messenger RNA of Equus quagga, 5046 nucleotides long. RefSeq names its product heat shock transcription factor, X-linked member 3-like. The coding region runs from base 3964 to 5046 and encodes 360 amino acids. The transcript has 2 exons. Gene Ontology annotation, molecular function: DNA-binding transcription factor activity; sequence-specific DNA binding. The record is from RefSeq and is a predicted model, not a curated record. Gene Ontology annotation, biological process: regulation of DNA-templated transcription. Lineage: Eukaryota; Metazoa; Chordata; Mammalia; Perissodactyla; Equidae.
GUUCUGUUUCCAAUCCUCAAAGAGUUUACACCAGAGAGAGACUGAUUGAGACUGACUUUAACACCACGAUUCCAACCGGGAUAACGUCCCUAAAGGAGAGUAAGGCUCGUGGAAAUCCCUAGAAUCCAGGCCUCCCUGUCUAAGGCAAGGAGGGGAGGCAGACUGCUAACAAGGCUUGCACGUGGCUCCUUUAGAAAGGCACAUUUAAUCCAGUGGUCCCCAUGCCAUUUUUAGCCUCUAAGGACACGUUCCCUGGCGUGCCCUUAGCCUUGGACCACCACAGAAUGAGACAUCACCAGACAACAAAGACUCUCCUUUGCUGCUUGUCCUGCAGUCUGCCGGUGGCUUCAUGGCAGACAGAAGGGCCCCCUAUGGGGGUGAGGCUGUUGGCCCCAUUCUGGCUCUACUUCUUCCUCCGGGUGGAAGCUGGGCCUGAAACUCCACCUGCCAUGCCUAGGCUGGGCCUUUCCUGGUCCCUGUCCAUGGACUAGCUGAAGAGCAAAUGGCCCAGACCCUCAGAGCGCUCGCGCAGCCAGUGUGAUGCAGCAGGCCUCCACAACUGCUCCUAUCAUUGCUGUUAUAAUGCAGAGCUGUGUUCAAGGACACAAAACCCAACCCAGCUCCUAGUGACACAGAACUUCCUUCUUUCCAACAUGUAUACUGGGCACUGGUUUCACAUAAUGGUCCCUGCCAUGCUCAAGGUCCUUCUUCCUAGUCUGGAGGGGGAGACAGACGCACCCAAUAUCACAGCAGGGCAGGAGCACUCCGACUGGGACUGGACAUGGCAGCUAGGCUGUGGGAACUGUGGGGAAGGAUCCAUGAGGGGGACCUGGGAUGGGAGGAAGGCCUUACUGAGGAAGAGGCCUUGGAGUAGGACCCAGACAGGCUGAGUGGCCUCUGGACAGAGAAGGGCACUGCCAUAGAGGGGGUAGCAGGAGGACAUUUCCUGACAGGAGCUCCCAGCGUGUCAGACAAUAGUGCCAGGGGCCCAGUGGGGUUGGCCCAGGGCUGGAGCCCAGAAGACAGUGAGUGAAAGCGGCUGGAGGGCUGCGUGAGUGGGUAAGAGGAGCCCUGCGGCCAGGAGACUGGAAAGGGCAGGCCUCGAUGUCACCAGGGCCUCUGUCUGAGCCAUAGCUGAGAGACCACUCAGAUGUGAGGUAGACCAACUGCAGGGGCACGGCUGGUGCCUGGGAGGGAGGGAGAAGAGUAAGGAGGCAGCUCCCACCAGGACUUACAGGGUAAGGGGGGCUGGAAGGAGGGGGAGGCAAAAAGACCACACAGCCAGGCCUGCCCCUUGGCAGCCCCAGGCCUUGGGCCCCAUAGCCCACAGCUAGGCACUUUCUCCAUGGCUGCAGGCUGUGCAUUUCCCACAGCAAGUCCAGACUGAAAUCACUUUCCCUCUGGGGUGGCUGUCCUCAGAGUCCAAUCAGCUGUGAUCUGCUAGAGUCACCUGACCCUGGGGCUUUGGUCCAUAAGGCAGGGACACGUACACGUCAUCUCUCGGGCCUCUGGAGCACUGAAGAGCCAACCAAUCAUUUCUCUCAAACCUAGGUACCUAAUAAAGACUGUGGGACUGGCGGCCACAGGGCACAGGGUUGAAAUUCUGGGACGGAGAAGCCUUAGUCGAGGGAAGCCAUUUUCAUAAUGCCUUUCAUCAACUAGACUGAAGUAAGCACCGUGAGGAUUUCAUCUUCAGAAGACAAGAUGAGCCUCGUGUCCUAGUUCUUAUCCACAGCAGAAAUUCGGCAAAUCCUGAAACAAAGGCCAUGAGCUAAUGGUCCUACAGAAGGCUUAGGACUUCAAGAGUGCCUAAAUGACAUCAAGUAAAUACUGGUUCUCUGCAGAAUGCCAGACUGCAGUUUCCUGAGUCAUUUUCUCUUCUCCCACCAAACGGCUCAAUCCCUUUGUAUAAGUCAUCAGCCGAGUUCAUGAGCUAGCACAGGCCACAAGGAAAUUUCAUUCUCAGUCUUUACAGAACUCACUGAGGCAAAAAUACUCUGCUGUGCAACUGAAGGGAGAUGGCUGUUCAUCCAAAGUUCAUCCAAAUCAGAAGAAGGCCCCUUCUGAGAAGCCACCAAUGGUUUCCAUUUAAAUUCUUAGCCUCUGAGGGCAUGUCCCUACAGGAUAAACUGACUUCUUCAAUGAAUUCUUUGGAAACCUGUUUUGAAGCACAAAGACCACAGACCAAGCCCAAAUGUAGACCUCGGGGCUCUGUUAAGGAUUACAGUCCCCAGAGUGAAAGGUAUCUUGGCAGAUUCUCUUUCAAGCCCUAUUUGCACUCCCAUUUUAGAAACAAAGGAUUGAUCCUCAGAGAGGGCAAAUGACCUUUCUCAGUGGCAGCCAGGACAAAGGACCUGAGAUCCUUGCAGACAGGGCCUUCCCAUGGUACCACUCUAUCUCCCGAGAACAAAGUUGUCCGCAACAGCUAGAGAACACUUAUCACCAGAUUCACUAUCGUAUCCUCUCCUCUGUGGUGAGGACAACUUUCAUUUGGGUUUUGUGCGAUUCCACAGCCACACUCUCAUCUAUUUUCACAUACGCAAUGAUGGCUAUCUUCAUGUUGUCUUCUUACAUCUAACUAAACAAGUAGGAAUUUUCUUUGGGAGUGAGUCUGUGUAAGGUAGGCCCUUUGAAAAGUAUCUAACCCAACGGAAAACAAAAUUAUUCAAUGGACCUACCAUCCAGGUAAUGGCAGGGGAGGGAUACUGGGGUCGAGGGUGGGGGUCGGCUUGGGGCAAGGAGAGCAGGGCUGGCUCAGGGGAGUGGGUCAGUGAAAUGCUUUGUCUCAACAGAACAGAAUAGGUGCUAAACCCCCCCAAAUCAAGGAAUUAAAAGGGGAAGUACCAGAGGAGAUCCAAUUUGGAAGUGAGAGGCCAGAAAUCUGGGAGAGCAGAAGCCAAACCACUCUAAAGCAGAAAAGAAAUAGGGCUUUAGAGGAAGCCUCAAGGGAGGUUGUAUGCAAGCAGCUGUGGAAGGUGAUUUGAAAAGGGCACAUGCAGGUGUUCCCAAAGUGAGCUCGUCCAGGACAACCAGAAGAGUUUCUAUGGUGAAGAAAUGGAAACUAAAGACAACCUGGAGAGGGAUGAGUUGAGGGCAAGCAGAGUACAAGAGGAGACUCCCUCCCAAGCACAGUGGAGGAUGCGGCCAUCCACCUCCAUGCCUACGCUGUGGGUAAUAGUGUGUUUGAGGUGUUUUGGGUGACACUGAGGUUGAGGAUCAUCAGAAGCACUCCCACUGUGCUCCAGCACAGCACUACUCUGGGGACAACUUGACCCAGAGGCAAGAAAACAGGACUCCUUGUUUGGGCCCAUCUGAGCAGGACCAACCAAACAGCAGGAGCAGCUAGAGGAGACCAAAGCAGGAAGCAGGAGCAGCACAAAGAAGGAGGGGGCUAUCAACCUAGACUAGGCAAAUCAGCCUGCUAGGGACCACCGUCUCCUGGGAGGCACAGUCCCCCAGUGGCCCAUAUGACCUGCCUAGUCUUGGUGGGAGCCAAGCUAGGACUAACCAGGGCCUGGCCCUUAAGCACAUCAGAGAGGUCAGCAACAGGUCCCCCAACCCGUCUUUAGAGGUGGGAGUGGAGACAGGAUUGUGCUUUCUCAACCCAUCCAGGGCCGGGCCACAUGAAACAAUGUGCCUGGCAGCUGAUAGGAGCCUUUCCUGGGAACUUGAACCAAACGUUUCUCUCCUUUUAGAAAAGAGAGAAGCUGGGACCCUGCACCCCUCCCCUCCCCCACACUUGGCCAGGGCUCCCUCUCCAGACCAGCUGUGAGCCACCUUUGUGACAUCAUGUGACAACUAAAGGGAACGAUGACUUAAGCAGCCGGUUGCCACACUACCGAGACUCUAGAAUUUUGUGGACAGUAUUUACUGGGCAUCCCCACCCUGACCAAAGGCAUUUCUGACCUGAGAGUUCAGGGAUAUGAUCUCAGAUAGAAAGUGCUCCUGACCUAGACUAGCUCCAUGGCUAGUCAGAGUACCGACCAGAUAGAUGAAGUCAAGCAGGCCCCAUCGGGUGACGGAGAGCCAGCAACAGGGGUCCCAACUAAUUCAUCCCUGGAUCCAAAUCUGGAUUCCAGGGAGAUUUUGGAGACCCACAGUGACCAAGCCAUGAGCCAAGAUCCAGGCCCCCAAGACAACCCGCGACCACAGGACCCAAACCAAGGCGCCGUCCACGUGGAAGAAAACCACCACCUUCUCGGGCUCUCCUUCCCAAGAAAGCUUUGGAUGGUAGCUGAGGACGACGCCUUCACGUCUGUGCGCUGGAAUGAUGAGGGAGACACCGUGAUCAUUGAAGUGGAUCUUUUCCAGAGGGAGAUUCUUCAUCGGAGAGGCCCAGGGAGAAUUUUUGAAACAGACAGCUUGAAGAAUUUUAUCCGCCAACUGAACCUCUACGGCUUCAGCAAAAUACGUCCAAACGACCCUUCGGUUCACUCUCCAGGGAACAAGAGAAUGAUGAUCUACCGUAACUCCAACUUUAGGAGAGACAAGCCUCUGCUCAUCGAGAACAUCCAAAGAGGCAACGUGAGAACUACCGCUCAGCCAGGGACCAGCACAACAACUCCAAAGAGAAAGAAGCAGGUAGCAGCUACGAGGCGCUCCCCACGAAUCUGUCAAAAUGAACCCACCAUAGAAACUGACAGAAAGGCCCAAAAGGAAGCCCCAAAAGCUCAGGGACCCACUGACACCUGGUCGUUCAUGUGCUCUGAUGUCCACUCUGUGAGCAGUGUAGAAGGACAUGCCACAGAAAAUCGUGAACCAAGUGAGCCAGGCAGCCCAAGUGGGGAGGGCACAUCCAGGAAUGUUCUGUUUGAGUCCAUGGCUACUGGCGGAGGAGACGGUGCAGAGGAACCACCCACCAGCCCCCCAGAUUACCCAGAUUAUGAUUCGGUGAUGUCCUUGUACAAUACCUGUUAUUCCAUCCUGCUGGCUUCCCUUUCAGUGAUGGCUCCAUAUGAGGCCCCUGACGAGGACGAGGAGCAGGAAAGCUCCUCAGAUUAUAAGUGUGCACUAUGUGAGCACUUUAAGGACAACCCACGUUCCUAA